AUGGACUACAGUAACAACAACGACUCAUCCAUCUCUUAUCCUGCCACCUUUAGGAGCUAUCUAGGUUAUCGACGUGUGGGCAUUCCCGAAAAAUGUAGAUGUGGAUGCGAUGUUGCUCUUCGCUCUUCACACGAUGGAAAAAAACUAUACGUAUGCACGGGUAACACUAUGGACGGAGAGCCACACCUCAGAACGUGGUGGGACGAAGCAGUUGUCGAGGAGUUGGCCGAGUUAAAGGAUGAUCUUGCGGACUUAGACACCCAGCUAAUCUACAUUAAACAGGAAGGUCAACGUAUCGACCAACUUGCAAGCGAGAUUGAACGGCUAAAAGAAUCAGCCAGGAAACGUGAAGCCAAAUCUGCCUUUCACUUCAAGCUGGCUGUGGCGUGUGGUCUCCUCGAAAGUCUCAUGGCUCUUACGGCCUCCCUGAGGUAG
This is a messenger RNA of Microthlaspi erraticum, 435 nucleotides long. NCBI's taxonomy places the organism in Eukaryota, Viridiplantae, Streptophyta, Magnoliopsida, Brassicales, Brassicaceae. The record is from the annotation of a GenBank genome assembly.